Messenger RNA from Pseudo-nitzschia multistriata, 1385 nucleotides. Lineage: Eukaryota; Bacillariophyta; Bacillariophyceae; Bacillariales; Bacillariaceae. The record is from the annotation of a GenBank genome assembly.
AUGUCUUCUCGAUCUUCUUCACGAGUACGAUUACGUAUGUAUCGCAGGGUACCGUACGAACGAACUCGGACGGUAAGGAUACCGGGUAUUACGGGGGACUAGCAUUCUUUCAUACCGUACAGCAAUCGUUCUCGAUCCAUGUUCGAUGAGCCCAACAGUGACACGGAACACAACACAAACAAGACCAGUUUCGUAUUGUUACAGACAAGAAUCAAGUCAUGAAAUUCCAAACUGCAAGCAACGUCCUCGCUAUUACUGCCCUGGCAUCGAAGGCUUCUGCGUUCGCACCUACAUCGAACAAUGUCAAGUCGACCGCGCUUCUAAUGGGAACUCCGGGCAUGGAUUUGAGUGGAAACUCUUGGAAACCUGAUUCCGAGAAGAUGGGUGUGAGUAUAAGAGUUAUACGAAGAAAUGAGUGCAAUCAUUAGUUCGGAGGUAAUUGUCUGGGAUUCGACGUUGAACCCAGAGACUGAAAAAUUCAUUCACAUAAUUUUCUGGAGAAAUAGUGUUGGACAAUUUGCUGUGGAUCUGUGCCGAAUGAAGCCAAUCAUGGCUGUGAUGAUCCCAAUUUGUUUGUGUUUCAUAUCUUUCUAGACCAUGUGUAUCUGACUCCAAGGCUUCGCUUUAUUCCACCUACACUUACCGACAAUGACUCUUGAAAUUAUCGAUUGGUGAAAUGAAAUGGACUGAAAUAACAUAAAACACAAUGUAGUCAACUGAUACCGGUGAUUACUUCCCUGAGGGAUAUAAUCCCGAGGAAGAAAUUGCCUUCUCCAGUGGAAUGAUGGGAUCCCAAUCUGGAAACGCAGGAAGUCGCGAUGGACCACAGCUUCCCGGACUCGAAAACUUGGGAGCAGAUGCUGUUGUUGCGGGUGGAAUCUCCCUCGACCCCAACAUUCCAGAGGGCAUGGAAUUUGUUCCGGCAUCGGUCCCCGACGGUAAUUUCGAAUUCCAGGUUGCCUCUACUGGAAGCGGUGGAUCCCUUCAGGUCAUGAUCAGUUCGCCCUGCAUGACGUUUGAGGAUUAUUACGCUGCCUUUGCGCCUGGAUCCCAUCCUUCGCUAUCGGUAGGGCCUUCUGCUGGUCGACUGGAUCGACGCAGUGGUGACCCCACACCUUUGGAAAUCACUUGCGAACCUAAUGGGGUUGGAGGAGUCUUGACCGGGGAUCUUGUUAUCAACCUUCCAGAUGAUAACUCCAAACUCUCUUACAAAGUCACCGUCAACUCGGUAUAGAUAAAGAUUUGGUGUAAAACAGUGCAAGUUGGAGAAUCACUUGGUGUUUCACUCAUUCCAAUUGCAACGAUUUGUCUAUUCUCAAGUGUUGUGAUGCGCUUUCCCAUUACAGUAUAGGCCUUUCUUCUUCGCUAAAUAUGCGUGCAAAUUU